Marchantia polymorpha subsp. ruderalis is the source of this 1567-nucleotide messenger RNA. NCBI's taxonomy places the organism in Eukaryota, Viridiplantae, Streptophyta, Marchantiopsida, Marchantiales, Marchantiaceae. The record is from the annotation of a GenBank genome assembly.
AUGCCAUGGCGCGGGGCGAGGGAGCCCGGAGCGGCGAGGGAUCCGAGCCCCUCAGGCCAGGCCGGGCCGGGUCGGGCUGGGGGCCGCCACCAACUCCUUUGGCUGCGUCCGGGCCCGGGCCGUGAUGUAAAAGCAAAAGCGGAGAGCCGGGGGUCUGGGGAAUCGACGGAUCAGAUGAGCCGGAUUCUGGCAGUGACGCCAGCAGCGGAGAAGAUCUGCUAUUAUUACGGUGGGCAUCGAUCCGCGAGCCAGAGAGGGGAUCGGGGCGCGUGCCGAUCGGACGGCCGGGAGAUGCGGGAGCUGUGGGAGCGCGCCUUGAAGUGGUCUGCUUUGUUGACCUGGAGAGCGGGCAUUCAAUUUGUCCUUUCCCUCCUUUACUUUAUUCUAUUUCCGGCUCCGGAGUUCCGGAGUCCCGGCCCGGCCCUCGCGCCCGGCGAAUCACCUGCUCCGCCUCCUUGCGGCCGCUGCUUCGCAUUCGCCACUCUCUUUCGCUUUGUCUGCCCUCCCCUCCUCCCCCCUCCGUCGCAGCCCUCGCUCUUUCCCCUCUGACAGUCCCCGUCCUGCGGCUGCCUCCCGUACUCCCCCGCCCCUCGUCCCGAGGCUUUUCUCUGGACCACGCCAAUCUGUACGCGACACCUUCCCGGCCCGCUCAUGAUUCGAUACAAUUACUCCUCUGCUGCGAAUCCUCUUGCACCCUCUCGCACCCUCUUGCACCUGUUUCCACUUCCACUUCCUGCUGGUGCCAUUGACCCGUCAGUCAGUGUACUGGGCAGGUGUUGUUGUGAAGGCUAUUUUAUGUGUUCUGCGCCGCACGUCGUCGUGCGCACCGGGCUACUGUCUUCGCCGUGUCGAUCGAAGUGCUCCGUGGCUUGAGAGUGAGGGAAGUAUGCCGAUUAGCAGAAUUGCAGAAGCUCCGGGGCUGAAGGAGCGGCAGCGUGGGCGUUUCUUCGUUCCUGGCGAGGAAGAGGAAAGGAGGAGAAAUGCAUGUCUGUGAGUGACUGCAAUCCAUACUUCGGAGUGAGGGAGAAGGCUUCGUGACAAGUGGCAGCGACGCUCAGAGAAGAAUGCAGAUACAACCUUCUUUCGAGUUGUGCCUGUUUAUGUCAUUCUGUUAUGGUAGUUGGUAUUUUAACCCCAGGUUGCAGUCAUUUAUUGACUACGAGGAAGUCUGUUGCGCUUUGUACUCCUGUCGUUCUUUCUGUCCUGUAGUCUAACGUUCGUGAUAAAUCAUCGCCUCUCAUGAUGAUCUCUCACUGGGCUGGGCUCUUGAACAUCCGCUGGCCAAAAAGUACUCAGAAUUCUGCAAUUCGACGUUCCGUGUAAGGUCUGUCUUUACCCUCACGACGACAAAACUAUUGGUUCCGAAGCAAUCAUUUGAUACUUCGUGUUUUAAGCUACACUCUACAAAAUCUCUAUGAUUGAAUUGGGAGGCACCCGUUUGCUCAUAUGCACUUCCAUACACAAAUUGUCUACAAUGGUAAGGAAAAGGAUCGUUCUUAGAUUGGCAUGUGAAGAAGACAACGUGUGCUAGCCGUUCACGGCUGUCUGUAAAAGUAAGCACGCAGAA